GCCAAAUUAAAAGGCACACACUCGCUUUAUGUUAAUGAAGAGCUGUCCUCCAAGUACAACGGAAAAAUGACUUGGGCUAUUGGCGGUAACUGCAGGAGAGCGCACAACCUCGUCCAGGGAAGACUUCUAGAUUGUACCCGGUAAUCCACGUGCAUCUUGCCGGAACGCUUCACCCAGCGGAGGCACAAUUAAUGCAACAAGAUUGCUCUCGGAAUCUGGUCCAUUGACAGAAAACUUGAGGCAUGUAACUGCUUUUUGUAGGGCGAUUCUUCCAAGCUGCUGAGAGAGGAUGAAGCCAGUCCAUGGGCGAUGCCUCCUGCCUGCCUCUUGGCAUGGGAGACUGCUGGUGAUCCUGGCAGCUUUCGCCUGGUGUUGGCGCAUCUGCCUGUCUUGUCCUAAGCCAUGUGCCUGUUAUGUACCCACCGAGAUCCACUGUACCUUCAGAUAUCUCAACGCCAUCCCAGCAAACAUCCAACCUCAGGUGGAACGCAUCAAUUUGGGUUACAAUAACCUGGUGAAAUUAACAAGUGGCAGCUUCACUGGCUUGAGAAGUCUUGAAUUGUUGAUGCUUCACAGUAACAAGAUUGAAGAGAUACCGGACAAUACAUUCAAAGAUCUGCAGUCCCUGCAGGUCCUGAAGAUGAGCUACAACAGGGUGAAAGCAUUGAAUCGUGAGACUUUUCAUGGUCUUCGCAAUAUAGUACGGUUACACAUGGACCACAACAAAAUUGAAUUCAUAAACCCUGAGGCAUUCUAUGGGCUCACUUCAUUGAAACUGCUCCAAUUGGAAGGAAACAUGCUUCAGGAACUGCACCGAGAUACAUUUGUUACAUUUCGCUUCAGCCAGAUCUUCAAAGCUUCUUCAAUUAAGCACCUUUACCUGUCAGACAACGCGUUAACAUCCAUUCCAAGUGACCUCCUGUCUUACAUCUCAGAAAUUGAAAGUAUCUACCUAAAUGGCAACAAAUGGUUUUGUGACUGUAAAUUGAAGUGGUUAGCUGAACUCAAUGAAAAACAACCAGGAAUACUUAAGUGCAAACGAGACCGCAACGACCCUAGUGGUCAGAUAUGUCCCCUGUGUGUGAACCCAAGUAUCUUCAAGGGCAAGGAUAUAUUACAGUUGCCAUCCUCAGCGUUUGUUUGCACACCCCCAAAGAUCCAGUCUCCACUGAAGAUCAGAAAGAGCGUCUUGGAAGAAGAGGGGGACUAUGCUGUCGUUCAUGCUCAGGACUUUGUGGCUCCACUGGGUCAAAUGAGUUUGAACAUGAGUGACCAGUCGGGGAACGGGUGUGAAAUAAUUUGCAAUGUUCACAGACCUUUAAGAACCCCAGGGGUGACCCUGGAUCCAAAAGAAGACCACGUGCUGCUAAACACAUCCUUAUCAACCUUCCUAGUUUGUUACAUUGAUUACGAGAUGAUCCAACGUCUAUGGGGCAUCCUGGCAAUGUAUACGGACUCACCACUGAAGCUCGAGAGGGACAGGCUGCUGAGGAAGACACCUUCCAUGAGCUACCUUUACAGGCAAGCCUCAGACGUGGAUAUGCACAUUUACACCGGUGUCCAGGCAGAGAUCAGAGCUGACCACGCAUGGCUAUUGCAAAGCGAGAUCUCUCUGCAGAUGGAUAGGAGCAGGACGACUCUCAAUGUCUUGCAGGUCAGUUAUCAGGCGAGCAUCCAGGUGACGUUGCAGGACUUGGAAGCUAAGCCGGGGAAAGGCAGCUGGGUGAUGAUCAAGAGAGCGAGCAGUGUGAGGACGGAACAUUUCAUAGUGAUGGGUGGGACCGUGGAGUUGGAGUGCCAGGCAUUUGGUGAGCCCAAGCCUAUCAAUGAAUGGAUACUUCCAGAUGGCAGCAAAGUCCGAGCCCCCUACAGCAGUGAGGACAGCCGGAUUUCAGUCACUGUGGAUGGCCAGUUCAGAUUGAGGCUUGCCGACCUCUAUGACACCGGCAUCUAUCACUGCAUAGGAACUAAUUACCAGGAUGCAGACGUGAUGAGCUUUAGGGUUACAAUUCUGGACCCCAAUGUUGCAGAAAAGGACCUAAAUGGACCUUCCCUUUCUAAAUCCACUGGUGAGUCGAUACAUUUGCCAUGCAAAGCCUCUGGAAUCCCAAAUGCAUCUGUACGAUGGGUUCUUCCCGACCACAGAGUUUUAGAUCAUGCCACUGCGAGUGGGGUGAUCAUGCCGAAUGGGACGCUAAGCUUAAGGAAGGUCAGGGUUAGGGACAGCGGCUUUUACAGGUGUGUGGCUUCAAACCGUUACGGUGUGGAUGUUCUAGCACUGCAGAUGACGGUAACUGGCCCCUCCAUUUCCCCCGGGAAAGAGAGUUCUGGAAGUUAUGACUCAUUAGAGGAGGGCAGAGGGUCAGGGGAGAGUGAGGAAGAGCUCUUGGGGUCUGAAGAGGUGGACUGGUUAACCACCAAGAGCACGCCAGAGCCCGAACCGGAUCACUCUGGCACACCGGAGGCUAGAACACAUGCACCAACCACCGUGCCACCAGUCGUCAAACCCAGGAGAAGGAUGGGUGGCUUCAGAACUCGCUGGGGGGCGAACCACAGGAUCCUGAAGCAGCCCAGAAGGAGGGUGGACCCCCAGCGCUGGGCGGAGUACCUAGCAAAAGUCAGGAAGAGCGUUCUGGCUAAGGCAGUCACGCAAAGAUGGAUGACCGCUACACCUCGGGGGACUACCCCGGCCACUCGAGAGGAGAGCGGAGCAUCGGGAGAUGAGGCGGGGACCCCAGAGGAGGAGGAGUUCAUAAUAGUCAGCACCCUCCGGCCGCGGGAGGCUGUAAUCACUGGGGUAUCUCCUGGAUUAAGAGCAAAGGUUGCCCACACAGACGAAGCUCCAGCGGGUGCACAAUCUCCAAUGCAGGUUCAACAUAUCGAGCCGGAAGAAAAGGUUACAAUAUCCCCUGAGCAAAAGGUUCUUACGGACCCCAGUCUGCAUUCCAUGGCGAUAGAUUCACUCUACAUAGGAAAACCCACUCAAUCAGUCGAUGCAGAAGAGCAGCUGACAUUUCCAAAUGAUCUACCGGGCUCCCAUAUCGUGGCAGCACCAACACCAACUACAUUGGUGACUGAUGCACCAGAGAAAGUAGACCACAAUGUCUUUAACGGCGGGGCUCUGACUACACAAAGUUCUCGUGCUCACACUACGACCAUCACCACAGAUUCCGAUCGAUUCCUUCUCAAGAGCACCCAGACGACCACCAUCUCUCCAAACCUCCUGCUCCCCUCAAUGGUUACACAGAAGAUCCACAUUCUAAAGGAAUCCACCACUGACACCUUAGCUUCCAAACCGAGGAGGAUGGGCAGGAGAAGGAAGUUGUCCUUUAGGAGGCGAUUCAGCCGACCAGGGGCAAGGAGACACAGAGUGAGACCUGGGCAGCGGGGAACCUCGAAUUCUGCACUGACACAGUCACAAUGCACAUCCUCUGUCACUGAGGCCCCAGAGAGACCCCCGCUUCCAUUGCCUGUUCCAACACAGACCAAGGUUGGAUUAGCAUGGUUUCAACAACCUGGAGAUCUGGUGGAUCCGCCUUUUGAGAAAAACUCCCAAAAAGUAAGCACUCAGGAAGUGACACUGACCUACAGGGAGGAUCGUUGGCUCCAGAUGACCAGUCCUGACAGCAGAACAAGAACCCUUGCUUCUAAAAUCACAACACAACCCCCUCAGAGCACCCCAAGUGCUAGACUGACUCCAACCAUGCUUGUCAGCAAGCGACCGACAGAAAGACCAUCCCAAGCUAGCUUCUCUUCAAAUGCCCUAGCCACUGUUCAUCCCACUAGCAAACGUCCUGUGGUAGUCCAUGGGAGAUUUCCAUGGGGUCAGCUUUUUGGGGCAAACAGGCAAAAGGUCAAUCUCGGAAGUCGUGGUAAGGUCUUGCAAAGUGCCUGGAGUACAAUUGCUACUCAUGGGGCAGUUGCUCUUACAAAGCCCACUCUCUGGAGUGUGGGAACCUCUGUGCCAACAACAGACCCAAUUCGACUUCUCCCCUCCACCACACCUGACCCAGUUACUACCACCGAGCCAACCAGGCUGCCCUCCAUUACCUCCACAAGUGAUGUUGUAAGCCCCACCCUCCCAACCAUGGUUGAAACUGUGCCAGUCACGACCCAGACUCUCCCUACCACAUCGACCACCACCCAGCCAACUCCAACUACAAGAAGAAUUUUCUUCCGACGCAGGAGGCCGGGAAGACCCUUUGGCAGAACAAGGAACCGUGUGAACUCGUCGCGGCCUGGAAUGGGUCGGACCCGGACAAUGGAGAGCAGGAAUAGCCGACCGACACAAAACAGGAUGACACUGCCUCCAACCGUCACUGUGACCAGUAAAGUGUCUCUCCCAGUUGCUGUUGAGAUGACUGGGAAUCCUGUGCCAAGUCCAACUACAUCCAGGAGUCAGUAUGAUUCAAAGCUGUUGGCUCCAGCCAGCAGUAAGUCUCCCAGUCAGCCCACUGCAACCAUCCCUGGCACCUUUCCAUCACACACCACCACCCCCCAGAGGUUCACAACCACAGUGAGCAUACCAGCCACCACCACAAAGGCAAUUAGCCUGCCUAGUAUCCGAAAUAGGAAUCCCCCUCUGCUGAUGGCAACCACCAUCCCUGCCGGCAUUUCCACAGCCAUCACCCCAAAUCCCGAACCAAGCAUUCACCCCACAACUGUGAUUGUAACCUCUGCGCACUCCCUCACCACCCUCCAACCAACCUCCAGGACUAACCCUAGAUUCCAAAUCACCUUGCACAAGUUUGAGAGGCAGCGGCCUCCCUCACGCCCCAAGUUCAGGGCGAACGGGCCACGCCGGGAAAAAUCCCGCAGCUGGCUCUUUGGGGCGGGUGAAGCGGUCACCCCGCUGAGUUUGACAGAAGCGUCUGUGGAGUACGGAGCCGCCACGCCUAACCCUAAAGCAGAGCUUAAAAACACCAUAGAGGACAAAGACAACAGGGAGGAUCUGUCCAGCGAAUCCGACCCUUCGUCACCCAACUUCAUCCCCGUGGACCCGGCGCUUGGAAAGCGGCCCUCAAAACCAAGUAUAAGCAGCGAGAUGGCAGUCAGUCUCACAGUGUUGGCUGAUUCUGAGGCAUUCAUACGGUGUGAAGCAACUGGAGAUCCGCUCCCCACCAUCCGAUGGACGAAAAUCUCCACUGGGGCAACUGUCACAGCUGCCACCAAACGAAGCAAUAAAUUUGAGGUGUUUCCAAACGGUACUCUGUCCAUUCGAAAGAUCAAAGUUCAGGACCGCGGACAGUACCUCUGCACAGCGGAGAACCAGCAUGGCUCUGAUCAGCUCUUGGUUACUCUCUCUGUGCUGGCUCACCCAUCCAAGAUAUUAGAGCCUCGGGUAAAGAACAUCAUGGUCCACUCGGGAUACCCGGUGAAGAUGAAGUGCAGAUCUCAGGGACGCCCCUCUCCAACCAUCUCCUGGAUUCUGUCCAACAGGACCAUGGUGAGAAACAGCAGCCCAUUCAACGGGAGAGUCUCGGUGUCAGUGGAUGGCACACUCCACAUCAAAGCGGUGACCGUGUACGACCGAGGCAACUACAGAUGUGUGGCCAGCAACCCAGCCGGGAUUGACACGGUCACGGUGCGGAUGCAAGUGGUGGCUGAGCCUCCUGCCAUCCUGGAGGAGAACUACCAGCAUCUGGAUGCAUACGUGGGGGAAAACAUCAGACUGCCUUGCACUGCUUUGGGCACACCUCAGCCCACCGUCCACUGGCUGGUCUUUGAUGGUACUGAAAUCAAGCCCUUGCAAUUUAUCAGCACAAAGCUUUUUGUCUUUACCAACGGCACUCUUUAUAUCAAAUCCUUGACCCUGACUGACAGUGGGAAUUACGAAUGCGUGGCCACCAGCUCCAGUGGCUCGGAGAAGAGGACUGUUAGACUCCUGGUUCAGCGCAAGCAGGAGAUGCCAAAGAUCAUGGCAGCUUCACCCAGUAGGAACAAGCUGAACUACGGAGAUAAACUUCGACUCCACUGCUCAGCUACAGGAUACCCAAAACCCCAGAUCCUCUGGAGGUUACCUUCCAAGAUAAUAGUGGAUCAGUGGCACAGGAGGGGAGGCCGUGUGAUGGUGUUGCUCAAUGGGACCUUAUCAAUCGACUCCAUCACUGAGAAUGAUGCAGGGAACUACCUCUGCAUUGCCCGCAACAAGCUCGGGGAUGACCUGAUGUCGGUGAAGAUUGACGUGUCCAUGAAGCCGGCACUGAUUGAACACAACCAGUCCAUCCACAAGCAUGUGUCAUAUGGGGGAGAUCUCCAAGUGGACUGUAAGGCUUCUGGGGCCCCCAAACCCGAGAUCUCCUGGAGUUUGCCGGAUGGGACCAUGAUCAACAAUGUCCUGCAGGCUGAUGACAGUGGUAGGCGGACUCGUAGGUAUGUCGUGUUUGGCAACGGGACCCUCUACUAUAAUAAAGUGGGGAUGGCGGAAGAGGGGGAUUACACGUGUUAUGCACAAAAUACUCUUGGCAAGGAUGAGAUGAAAGUUCACGUGACUGUAGUGCCUGCACCGCCUCAGAUUAAGAAGUCCUAUAAGCCCCUCCGCAAGGCAAGGUUUGGCGAAGCUGCAAUGUUUGACUGCCAGGCAAUAGGAAAACCACUGCCAAAGAUAUUAUGGAUGUUGCCAACGAACGAAAUCAUCUCGUUCUCCAAGAACAGAUACCAACUACAUUCCAAUGGCUCCCUGCUCAUCAGAAACGUCCGGCUGUCCGAUGCUGGGAAGUACUUGUGUAUUGCCCGCAACCCCGGUGGUGACGAUACUGAACUCAUGCAUCUCAGUGUGGUCCUAACCCCACCAGUCAUCAACGGUUUCCACGGGAACAGGACCGUCGUUAAGGACAUUGCGGUGAGGCACUCGAGGAAGCAGAUACACUGCAAGGCAGAGGGCUUUCCCCUGCCCCAGGUCACUUGGAUCAUGCCGGGCAACAUUCUGCUGAGUGCUCCUUACUACGGCAGCAGAAUUGUCGUCCACUUCAAUGGCACCUUGGAAAUCCGCAACGUCCGGGCCUCAGACGAAGACCAGUUCACUUGCUUGGCUCGCAAUGAAGCGGGCGAGGCCGCAUUGGUGGUCCACCUGGACGUCACCCAGAUGCUCAGGAGGCCCAUGUUCAAGAAUCCAUUUAACAGGAAGGUCAUCGCCAGCACGGAAUCCACCGCCGUCCUCAACUGCUCAGCAGAUGGCUACCCACCUCCGGAGAUUAUCUGGAUCCUACCCAACGGGACGAGAUUCACCAGUAGACACAAGGCUGCCCGCUUCCAGGUGGGGAGCAAUGGCACCUUCUUUAUUCACAGUCCCACUGCGGCAGACGCGGGCAAAUACCGCUGUGCAGCCAGGAAUGAGAUCGGAUACAUAGAGAAACUCAUUGUCUUUGAGGUUGCCCAGAAACCCACCAUCCACACUCAGCCACCAGGAUUAAUACGAAGCAUAAGCGGAGAUGCCUUAAGUCUCAAUUGUUCUGCAAGUGGGAGUCCAGUACCAACUAUUGCAUGGACUACACCAAGCGGUCUUGUCCUUAAUAGGCCACAGAUCAAUGCAAAAUAUAUCCUGUUUGAAAAUGGGACUUUGACUAUUAGGGAGAUAAGCACACAUGACCGGGGUAAUUAUAUGUGCAAAGCCCGUAAUAACGCUGGUGUCUCCUCCUUGGUUACACCUGUCCUGGUCAUGGCCUACGCACCUCGGAUAACCAACGGUCCCCCCACAUCCAUCCAUCCGAGGGUUGGAUCACCCAUUCAACUCAACUGCAUGGCGAUUGGAAUUCCCAAGCCCGAAAUAGUCUGGGAGUUACCCAAUCACAUGGUGCUUUCAACGUUCGGUAAGGUGCGCCCCACUGGGAGGGAGUACCUGCAUCCACAAGGAACAUUAGUGAUCCAUAGGGUGUCCAUUACCGAUUCAGGGACUUACAAAUGUACAGCCAGAAGUCGUCUCGGCAUUGACUCCAGAGUAACGUUCAUUCAGGUCGUCUGAAGCGACUGCUCUUCAUAAAAUGAAGUCUUCCUCCCAGAUAUUCUUAUAUUCAUUUUUGAAUAAUGUUUACAGACAUUAAUAUUAACCAGUGCCAAACACACAAACCAAUGGACUGGCUCUUUUCAGCCAUGGAAGGAAUAUUUUAUUUUCUUAUUUUCAAAAAAUCUGAUUACGUAGGGCGUAAUUUCAAACAAACACCACCUGUGACCAGUUUCAGAACAAACAGAAUGAAGAGUAAUAUCAGAUGACGAUCCACCCAAAAAGGUGCUGUUCCUCUGUGUAGAGUUUGGGUCACCACGGUAGUAAAGUGGUUAGCUGAACGCUAUUACAGCUCGCGGCAUCAGUGUUCAGAGUUCGGAUCUGACACUGCCUGUGAGAAGUUCCUACAUCCUUCCCGUGAGUGCCUUUGGUUCCAUCUGGGUGCUCCAUUUGCUUCCGUGUUCCGAAGGUUAGUUAGUUAUUGUAAAUCAUCCUAUGAUUAGGCCAGGGUUAAAUAGAUGGGUUGCUGAACGGCGAGGUUCAUUGGGCUGGAACCACCUGUUCCAAACUGUAUCUCUAAACAAUUAUCUCAUCAAGACUGCACGGAGAGGCAACUUGUCAUAUUAUCUAUCGUCAUGAAAACUUUUCUGAAAAAUUGGCAGAGCUGCAGGACUAAUGGAAGGGAACCUUGAAUUACUUUCUCAUUCCAUUGAUGUUACAAUCUGUCACAAAUAAAAAACAGAUUUCUAAAUUGUAGAGAAUGGUGAAAUCACAGACUAGACUCCAUUAUACGAUAAUUUAUUCUUUGCUUCUUUAACAUUUGAUGACGUUCUUUCAACAUUGUAAAAGAUAUUGCAAUCAAACAGCAGAAAUCAACAUCAUUAGAAAUUGAGAAAUAUUUAGAUAUACCUUUCAUCUUUUACGUGCAAGUCAAAAGAAUUCCCAACAUGACCACCCAUUGCAUUACUUACAGCUUUUAUUUCUGCAUUACACUUGCAAUCAUUUAACAUGUAACAGUAUGAAUCCAGGUGUAACUAAAAGUCAGGUGUAAUAUAAUUGAUCUUUACUUUGGAAAACUCUAUAAUAAAAG
Hypanus sabinus (Atlantic stingray) is the source of this 9029-nucleotide messenger RNA. It is a transcript of the gene igsf10, whose product is annotated as immunoglobulin superfamily, member 10. The coding region runs from base 290 to 7960 and encodes 2556 amino acids. Lineage: Eukaryota; Metazoa; Chordata; Chondrichthyes; Myliobatiformes; Dasyatidae. Gene Ontology annotation, molecular function: protein binding. The record is from RefSeq and is a predicted model, not a curated record. The transcript has 8 exons.